AUGUCUCAACGAGUCUCCCAGAUCGCUGGCCACCUCUCUGGUCCCGCCCCUCUGCUCAAGGGCCAGGUCGCUAUCGUCACCGGUGCUGGCCAGGGUAUCGGAGCCGCCACCGCCAAGCUUUUCGCUAGCCACGGCGCCCACGUCGUUGUCUCGGACCUCGACGCCAAGAAGGCGUCCGAUGUUGCCUCCGAGAUCGUCAAGGCUGGUGGCUCGGCCAUUCCUAACGCCGGCAACGUCAUGGACAAGGACUUUGGCGAGCGCGUAGUCAAGGCCGCCGUCGACAAGUGGGGCAAGCUCAACAUUAUUGUCAACAACGCCGGCUUCACCGCCGACAAGAUGGCCCACACCACCGACGACGCCACCUUCCAGCUCAUGCUCGACUGCCACAUCACCGCCCCCUUCCGCAUCAUCCGCGCCGCCGCACCCUACUUCCGCAUCAAGGACGAGAGCAAGCGCGAGAACAUGGCCAUCGUCAACGUCUCCUCCACCUCGGGCACCCACGGCAACGUCGGCCAGGUCAACUACUCGGCCGCCAAGGCCGGUGUCCUUGGCCUGACCAAGACCAUGUGCAAGGAGUGGGGUCCCUUCGGCGUCCGCGUCAACACCGUUGCUUUCGGCUGGAUCAACACGCGUCUCACCCAGGCCAAGGAGGCCGGUGCUUCGAUCGAGAUCGACGGCAAGAAGAUCGCGCUCGGCAUCCCCGGCCGACCCGCUGCUGGCAACUCCAAGGAGCAGGCCGUCACCGCCGUCGCCGAUAUUCCCCUCCGCAGGCCAGGUGAGGUCGAGGAGGCCGCCGCUUCCAUCCUCUUCCUCGCCAGCCCGCUCGCCUCGUAUGUCUCCGGUCAGACCCUCGAGGUGACCGGUGGCCGCGGCAUCUGA
Molecule: messenger RNA, 879 nt
Organism: Moesziomyces antarcticus
Lineage: Eukaryota; Fungi; Basidiomycota; Ustilaginomycetes; Ustilaginales; Ustilaginaceae
Product: NAD P-binding protein
Exons: 2
Coding region: 1-879 (292 amino acids)
Molecular function (GO): oxidoreductase activity
Source: RefSeq, a predicted model, not a curated record